ACCCACCCGCCAUGGCCGCCACCGCCACCAACGCCCAGCUCUACCAGCAGUCCCAAAUGGACCAGCAGAUACAGAUGCCCGUUCCCAACCUUAACCACAGCCUGCCCCCCGUACCGCCUCAGCAACAACAGUCACCCGUGCAGCAGACCCACUAUCAGCAACCCCCACAGCCGGCGAGCUUGUACGAAGAGGGCGUCAGCCAAGACUUCGCAGAUGACAGGCAAAGCCGGUAUGCUAGCCAGCCAGCACCUUUAUUAGACCAGUCCCAUCUCCGUCCCGGCAACCAAGCCAACCUGCUAUCACACGACCGCACUCUAGAACUCUACCGUUCCAAUGCCAAAAAAACGAAUGACCCCGAGCUCAUAUUCGAGUUCGCCGUAUUCAUGAUCGAUGCCGCCAAAGGCAUGGUUUCCCCGGCGCAAGAGGCCGACCCUGCACCUUCACCUCAAGUCACCAAGCAGCUCGAAAAGAGAGAAGAGAUUCUGAAGGAAGCGACGCAGCUAUUGAAGAAGCUGGCGGACAGAGGGUUUUCGGACGCUCAGUACUUUUUGGCGGAUUGCUAUGCCAACGGGGUCGGCACAGUGCGAGGGAGGCAAGACUUCGACCGGGCAUUCCCGCUGUUCAUUCUCGCUGCCAAGCAUGGGCACCCUGAUGCAUGCUACAGGGCAGGGACCUGCUGUGAGCACGGGUGGGGAUGCAGAAGAGAGAGUGCGAAAGCCGUGACAUUCUAUAAGAAAGCGGCUGUUGGCCUCCAUCCGGGAGCAAUGUACAGGCUGGGGACCGCCGAGCUUAAUGGAUCUCUCGGCCUUCCUCGCCGACCCAAAGAAGGCGUCAAGUGGCUCAAGCGGUCUGCCGAACACGCGAACGAAGAGUUUCCUCACGCUCUCCACGAAUUGGCUCUCCUGCACGAACGCGGUAUCGAGAAUGUCGUCUUUGUGGAUAAUGACUAUGCCGCCGAGCUCUUGUCAAAAGCUGCUGAACUCGGGUAUGCCCCAAGUGCGUUCAAGCUGGGAGAAUGUUACGAGUAUGGCAAGAUGGGAUGUCCCACGGAUCCAGCUUUGUCCAUCCACUACUACAACAUUGCCGCCCAGCAAGAUCACAAGGACGCCUGUUUUGCCCUCACUUCCUGGUACCUGAUGGGAUCUCCUGGUGUCUUGCCUCAAUCUGACACUGAGGCUUACCUAUGGGCAAAGAAGGCUGCCGAGUUGGGUCUGGCCAAGGCACAGUACGCUUUUGGCUACUUUACCGAGGUACGAUAUCACAUUACAUAGGAGUGCCCUCGCUCAUUUCCUUCUUCAGACUGGUUUGGGAACAGACGCCAACCCCGCCGCUGCUCAAAUCUGGUACAAAAAAGCUGCCGAAGGCGGUGACAAGCGUGCUGCAAAGCGGUUAGCAGCGGGCGGAGGAUCGAGAAGUGCGGCACUGGACAGAAGACUCGAAAUGGAAGCGCUCAAGGAGGAGAGAAGCUUACUGAGUCAUUCGGCGAAUAGCGGAAGUAAAAGUGGAGGUGGAAAGGACAAGGACAAGGACGGAUGUCUGAUCAUGUGAAGGGAUGAUUAUGACCUGGAAGAAAACGAAACAUCUCUUUUCAAAACGCACGAACAUCUUACCCACGUACGAGCCUCUCUGGUUCUGCCUUUUUUCUCCAGUAUCACUACUUUUCACAUCCCAUUAUCAGUCAGAUCUUUGUGGAAGGAUUGUAAGAGCAUAAUAUGACUUUCUGUAACGAUUUAGCGUAUAGCUGUUUGUGGCGAUGUUUUCGACUUUUGAGAGCGUAACGAUAUAUACGAUAGAUACAUUUUUAUUCGACUUGUGGCCUGUAGAGUCAAUUUCAUGCAUGACAUCGGACAUUCG
Molecule: messenger RNA, 1854 nt
Organism: Cryptococcus amylolentus CBS 6039
Lineage: Eukaryota; Fungi; Basidiomycota; Tremellomycetes; Tremellales; Cryptococcaceae
Exons: 4
Coding region: 12-1271 (419 amino acids)
Molecular function (GO): protein binding
Source: RefSeq, a predicted model, not a curated record